Messenger RNA from Drosophila pseudoobscura, 720 nucleotides. RefSeq names its product NADH dehydrogenase (ubiquinone) B14.5 A subunit-like (gene ND-B14.5AL). Bases 83 to 565 code for a protein of 160 amino acids. The transcript has a single exon. Lineage: Eukaryota; Metazoa; Arthropoda; Insecta; Diptera; Drosophilidae. The record is from RefSeq and is a predicted model, not a curated record. Gene Ontology annotation, biological process: mitochondrial electron transport, NADH to ubiquinone; ATP synthesis coupled electron transport. Gene Ontology annotation, cellular component: mitochondrial inner membrane.
UCUGUUGUCAGUCCAAAAUACCUCACACUCUAUCCAAAUUCUCAGCUCUCAGAGACUCUCGAACUACAUAAAUUCAUAGGAGAUGCCUCCCAGCCCCAAGCACCGCGAUGUGGCCCAGUUUCUGAGCAAGAUUCGUGACUUUCUCCUGGGCCGCAGACACAAGACGGCCCACCGCUUCGCGGACACGAUGUCGCCGCGCACUCAGCCCCAGCCGGACAUUCCGUCCGGCCCGUUUCGACGUCUGUUCGGCAACUAUUACUACACGAGGGAUGCACGGAGCGGCGUCAAGCCCACCAUCGACGUUGUCCAGCAGCGAAAGGAUAUGCUGGCCGCCAAGGCGAAGGCCAAGGCUGCGGCCAAAGCGGCGGCCGAGGCACCCAAGGUAGCGCCAGCCCAGCCGGGAGGGAAGCCUCCGCCACCCACACCCACACCCACACCCCCACCGCCGAAGCCGCCAAGCCCACCAAAGGCAGGUGGCGAUUCCGAUUCCGGGUUCAAGACCCCUCCCUCUCCCGGAAAGAAGCAUGCCUGGGACGGAUCGGCAAACUAUAGAAAUUCCUGCUGAAUUCUAAUUGAGUCCCCGUCUCCGCUCGGACUUAAUUACGGAAUCUUAGGCGCUGGGGGAGACGGAAUCGACGGAAUCGACCGGACAAUCGGCUCACAAUGCGGCGGGUCAUAAAAAAUGUAAAUCUAAUUAAAUGUCCGCUCUGGAAAAUCAUU